AUGGCGCCGUCGCGGGGUGAAACUCCAUCCCUCCCGGUCUCAGCCGAGGAGGUCAAGGACUUAGUUUCGUUCAGUGUCAUCAACAAGCUGACCUCAUGUGUUGGCGCUGCCAUUAAUGAAGGUAAAAGUGUAACUGCAGUGAAUAAACGCUUAAUAAGCCUGGCCAUGGAGGAAAUUCGCAGGGCCACCAGAACCCUUAACAGCGUUAACACCACUGUCUUCUCCAGCACAUCAGCUCUGGGGGAAAUUAAGGCGUGUAACCGGGAAGAGAUGGCCAGCUUUAAAAAGUUGGUCAAUACUAAUGUGAAAAAACCAACGUACGCGCGGGCUGCUGCUGCAGCCAGCGGAGUAGCGUCGUCGACGAGAGGGCCCGCCCCCCGCGCUGCAUCCUCUACUUCAAAGCCUGCAAUUAUCAUCACCCCGGCUAAGGGUGUGAAAACGCGUCAGGAGGCUGUGGAAUUGUUUAAAAAGUGUAUUUCAUAUAGGGACUCGACUAAUGCGCCUGCAAGAGUACAACCUGUCCCCAAUAAUAAACUCCGUGUGGAGUUUGAGAAGGCGACUCAAAGGGAUGACACACUCACCAGGCUCGAGAAUAGCAAGGAGGUAAGAGCAGAACCCGUGCGCAUGAUCAAGCCUAUGGUUAUCCUGAAGGAAAGAUCCAUAUCUCCAAGAAUGUUCCUUCGGAGGAUCUGGUUAAGCUAA
This is a messenger RNA of Parnassius apollo (apollo), 702 nucleotides long. The record is from the annotation of a GenBank genome assembly. NCBI's taxonomy places the organism in Eukaryota, Metazoa, Arthropoda, Insecta, Lepidoptera, Papilionidae.